Molecule: messenger RNA, 2016 nt
Organism: Prunus armeniaca (apricot)
Lineage: Eukaryota; Viridiplantae; Streptophyta; Magnoliopsida; Rosales; Rosaceae
Source: the annotation of a GenBank genome assembly
AUGGAUGAUAAUGAUUUUGGGGAUUUUGGAUCAGAUCCUUAUGAGUUUUCCAAUGUGAUUGGGGAUGGAGAUCAACCAUUGUACCCUGGUUGUAGAAAGUACACGAAGUUAUCGGCAUUAGUGAAGUUGUAUAAUUUGAAGGCAAAACAUGUGAUGAGUGAUGUCUGUUUUACAGAAUUAUUGAUACUUCAAGGUGAUUUGCUUCCAGAAGGAAAUACAAUACCAGCCUCUAUGUAUGAGGCAAAAAAGACUUUGUGUGCAUUGGGGCUGAGUUAUGAGAAAAUGCACGCAUGCCCCAAUGAUUGCAUCUUGUGGAAGGAAGGCAAAGAUUCAAUCUUGAAAGAGGGUGUGCCAGCGAAGGUGGUGUGGUAUUUUCCUCCAAUUCCAAGGUUUAAAAGGAUGUUUCAAUCACAUGAGACAACUAAGAGUUUGACUUGGCAUGCUGCUAGAAAAUCAAUUAACGGUCAGAUGUCUCAUUCGGCGAAUUCCCCGUCUUGGAAACUUCUUGAUGACAAAUGGCCCGAGUUUGGUAAUGAGCCGAGAAACUUGAGAUUGGCUCUUUCAUCUGAUGGAUUCAAUCCCCACAGUUCUCUCAGUAGCAGAUAUAGUUGCUGGCCAGUUAUCUUAGUUACAUAUAAUCUCUCUCCAUGGCUAUGCAUGAAACGAAAGUUCAUGAUGUUGACCUUAUUGAUUUCCGGUCCUAAACAACCCAGAAAUGAUAUAGACGUCUACUUGGAGCCUUUGAUUGAUGAUUUAAAAUCUUUGUGGGAUGGGAUUAGAGGAGUGUAUGAUGCACAUAAUGGAGAAUACUUUACACUCAGAGCUGCAUUAAUGUGGACAAUUAAUGCUUUCCCCGCCUAUGGAAACUUAUCUGGUUGUGUUGUUAAAGGAUAUAAAGCUUGUCCAAUAUGCGGCGAUGAUACACCUAGUCACAGGUUGAAAAAUGGCCACAAAAUUUGUUACAUUGGGCAUAGAAAAUGGUUACCAAUCAAUCAUCCAUAUAGGAAGCAACGUGCAGCUUUUAAUGGGAAACCUGAAUAUGGCACGCCUCCCGAGCCAUUAACCGGAGAAGAAGUGCUGCAUAUGGUUGAAGAUGGUGACAGAGUUUGUUGGAAGAAGAAAUCAAUAUUCUUUGAUCUCGAGUAUUGGAAAUACCUUCCUGUGAGGCAUGUCCUAGAUGUUAUGCACAUUGAGAAGAAUGUUUGCGAUAGUAUCAUUGGUACAUUGCUGGAGAUCCCUGGAAAAAAUAAAGAUGGGAUUGCUGCUCGAUUAGAUUUAUUGAACAUGGGGGUCAAAACUUAUUUGCAACCCGAGUAUGGAGAAAGACGUACUCGUUUGCCUCCCGGGCCUUGGAAUUUGUCAAGAGCAGAGAAGAGAGAGGUUUGCAAUUCUUUCUAUGGAAUGAAGGUCCCUGAAGAUUCAAGACUUCUUGGCCCUAAAUCACAUGAUUGCCAUACCUUAAUGCAACAAUUGCUCCCUGUGGCAAUUCGUUCUGUUUUGGAGAAGCCUGCAAGGUAUGCAAUAACUCGUUUUUGCUUCUUCUUCAAUGCUAUAUGUGCAAAGACGGUUGAUGUUUCCAAGCUAGAUAAGUUGGAAGAAGAUGUAGUAGUUACUUUGUGUUUGCUUGAGAAGUAUUUUCCCCCUUCAUUCUUUGAUAUCAUGGUUCAUCUAGUAGUACAUCUUGUAAGAGAAGUUCGUCUAUGUGGGCCAAUAUAUUUUAGAUGGAUGUAUCCGUUUGAAAGAUAUAUGAAAGUGCUAAAGGGGUAUGUUCAGAAUCGUACUCGUCCCGAAGGUUGCAUUGCUGAGCGGUAUAUAGCUGAAGAAGCUGUAGAGUUUUGUACCGAGAAUUUAUCUGAUGUUAGUACAGUUGGAGUGCCUUCAAGCCAAAAGAUGGGAGUUUCAAAGCCAUUAUCAGGUUGCACAGUGAGCGUAGUUGAUCGGGACCUGUUGAACCAAGCACAUCUAUAUGUCUUGGAGAAUACGGAGGAAGUCCUACCUUAUAUCGAGUACGUAUGA